AGCUUCCUGUCAGCUGCAGCAGUCGGUGGUGCUCCUCACGGCAGCCUCGUCCAAGGCCACAGCCUGCAUCAACGCUGAGUGUCCUCGCGCCAGUCCUGCAGCGCUGCCCCAGGGCAGGGAGCGAUGGAGUCAGGGCUGUGGGGCAGGAGACUCGGUGCUGGAUCCUGUCCUGUGCUGCCCUCCUGUCAGUACCAGCCACCGGGCUUUGCGUGGUGAUCUCCAAAGGCAACGUCCUUCAGAGUGCUGUGGCCUUCUGCAAACAAUUUGCUGAUGACAGUGGGCACCCUGCCCACCAUGCGUGUGUGGACCCAGGAGGUCAGCAGUUUCCACCAGCUCUUUCUUGUCUUCCAUGAUUCCAUUUCCUCUGGAUUUGCGUGUAGCAGCUUUGGAGGAGACACCGUGCUGGGGAGCAUCAUGUCUUUAAGGAGGGCAACAAUAGUCCUGGACUCAAGCAUUAUGUCUUCAUUUUGGUCCUCCAAGGAGUGGUGAAGAUCUCAUACAGGACGACUGAGUUGAAAGCAGAUAAGGGCAAAUAGUUUUUCUCUAGAGAAGUCUGAAGAAUCACGGAUCCACAGCUCCUGCAGCAGAGAGCUUCUAUCACCAAAGAGCCUUCUGUGGAAGGAGAGGAAAAUGAAAUCUCACGAGUUCCUGUUGCUGGAUGCAGCAUGACCCUGUGUCAUCCCAAUGCACGUGGAAACCUCCAGCGCACCCAGGGACUGCUUGACCUUCCAGAUGGGCCCUGCUAUUUAACCUGGGGGGGCUCUUGCUGUGUUGAACGUGACAUGACUGAAUCAUUGCUAGUCCUUGGGAGAAGCUAUGCAAAGGGUACAUAUCUACAAACAUAAAACAUAGAUGUUAAUACCUCAGAUGAAAGACGAAAACUGGAUAAAAGCAGUGUGUUAUAGCUACCUUGGUUUUCUUUGACUAACUGUCGUGGUUCAGGGAGUCCUGGCUCUCAGAGCACUUCCCACAGGUCAGCGAGUUAAGCCUUACAGUGCGGUGUGUGCUAGACAAGAAACAUAGUGCAGAGCCCAGAACACAGACGGCAGAACUUGCUUACAGUGGCACUUAAACACGGAGAGGAAGAAGAAGGUUCAGCAGAGAGAGGGUUCAUGGACACUGAGUAGCAAAAAGUUAAGGCUCUGGGUCACAACAUGGGAUAGCUCUGUAUGUCCCCAUCUGGGACAUACAUCCUGCACUGGUUUCCACAUACUGAUUUCCAACUUCCAAGAAAACGAAACAAAACAAAACAUUUUUCUUAGAAAAAAGCAGAAGACAGAAUUAAGUUAUUUGCACAUCAAACAGAAUGUUUAUUUUUUAUUUAUUUUUUGAAUGAGGACAUUCAACUAUUAAUGAUGGGCAAGCCAUUAAAUAGCUAGCUAGGGCAAAGGCUCAGUUCUUGAUAUUUUUUCCACCUCUGUAAAGUAGAAUAGUCUGUUUCGUUUACCUGGUCUUGCACGUGUUCUUCACGACUGCCAAAGGACUCUUGCAAAAAUAAACGCGUGUUCUCUAUAGCGGGGAUAUUUCAGAGCCACAAGUCUCUUGAACAAAGCAGAUGUGGCCUUUUUUUCUGGUGAGUGCGGAGGGUAGCCAGUGAGGUUAGGGGAAGAUGUCAAAGGUGCUUGCUCCUGAUCCCAGCUGGCUUUCUGCAAGCUAUGCAACGUGCUGUUACCAUGACCCUUUUAAACACUUUAAGUGUUUGUACCUCUUGCUGUGAUGCUUCUUGUAGUUUUGUGGGACCAAAGGCCCUGCUAUUUCUCUUGUGUCUUCAGAUAUUAACCAGAAAGUGGUGUAAAGGCAUUGUAAGGCAUGGAUGGCGUGAAUCAUAGUGGCUGUAAUGAGAAGACUGUCCUGCCCACACAGGGAUAAAUCUGGCCCCCUCGGAACUGGUGAGACCGGCUAUCAAUUCUUCUUUAUGCAAGACUUGCUUUAAUCAUGUCUAUCAGCUGUCAUUCCUUAGGUACACACCUGGACUUUCAUUUCUCCGGAAACAUUCUGCCAAAACUUCACUUAAAACAAGGAGACUGUUAAAAGUUUGUCUUGCUGACUGUGUCUUUUUGCAAAUGAAUGCAACACUGCUUUAAAUUUUCGUAAACUGAACUGGAUAUCCCUGCUGGCAGAUGAACCGAGAUAUUGUUUCCUCGCAGCAUGGAGGAUUUGCCAGAUGGCAGAAGUGUUUUCAAUCAGAAUUUGAACUCUGAAGGAAAGAAAUGCCUAAAACAAUCCGAAAGGGAGAAAACUAAAACUCAUCAGCCUCUUAGACAACUGCAAUACAGGGAAGUCACGCUCCUUUUUUCUGACAGUCUGUGGAAACCUGAAGCUCCCAGGGCUUUAUCUCACAUCAGAAGUGCUCUAUGAGUUUCUCUGGCAGUGUUCUUGUUUUAAUAGAAGAAAGGACCUUAAUAUGAGAGUAUAAAUAAUCUAACUUCUAAUGAAGUCAGUGUUCUACUACUAGAAUGAUCUAGAAUUGAGCCUUAUUUUAAGUGAUCUGUAGACCCAACUGAGGAGCGUGUAGGAUGCAGCACAGCACAGCUUCUGCAGUGUGUGGAUUCACUGAAUGAGUAAAAGUUUCUUCAGAAACUGCACUUCUUGCUUCCUGACCCUGAUAGUUCUAGGGAUGCUACAAGUCACCAUACACAAGCCCUUUCCUUGAACAGCCCCUGCAUUACGGUAAAAGUGCGUUCCCUGCACUGUGGUGGGGAUCACCGGGGGCAGAAGGACGUCUGUGUGCGAUGCACCUGGACACGUGCAAUGUAGUUCUGAUGUGGACAUGAGAUGGGACCCUAAUGGGGUGUAUGGGAGAGUCAAAUGCCAGGCGAUAAGGUGCUACCUGAAACAUACUUAGCAUCUGAGUGUCAGAAAGUUGACCCAAAUAGCUGGUUAAAUAUACAUUCCUUGUACUGAGCUUAAUGGGACAUGGACUACUCAAGGAAAGAAGGGUCAGGGUUACAAGUUCGGAGGAAAACAUCCUCCAGGACCAGCGCUGCUUUCCGCCCCGCAGCCCCGCUGCAGCACCCGCGGCCACGUUUUCGAGGGGACCACGCACAGCACCACGAGCACCGGCACUGCUCCCGGCCUGGGGGCUCGGCAGCUGGCGGCUCGGAUCUUGGGAGGCCUCUCUCAGCACCACGGCAGGGCCUUGAGCUCCCGGGCAGGAGCGGCGCCAUGUGGAUCCAGGUGCGCACCAUGGACGGCAGGGAGACCCACCGCGUGGACUCGCUCUCCAAGCUCACCAAGGUGGAGGGGCUGCGGCAGCGCAUACACCAGGUCUUCGGCGUCGAGCCCCACCGGCAGCGCCUCUUCUACCGGGGCAAGCAGAUGGAAGAUGGUCACUCCCUUUUUGAUUACAGUGUUGGACUGAAUGACAUUGUUCAGCUCUUGGUUAGACAAAGCCCAGCAGUGCUUCCUGCUGUUAGUAAGGAGAAGGAUUCUGAGCUCUCUGACACAGACUCUGGCUGCGGCUCAGGCCAAAGCGAAUCUGACAAAAGCUCUCACAAUGGAGAAGGUGCCAUGGAACUGGAGGGACAGCCCAGUACGGCUGCGCAGCCUGACUGGACUGACCCAGGCUUCGGCCUCUAUAAGAUCAAUGACUUGGUUGAUGCUCGUGAUAUGAAUAUGGGAGCAUGGUUUGAAGCCCAGGUUGUAAAUGUAACCAGAAAAAAAGCUGCAAAUGACAGUUGUGCAGAUCCUGAUCAGCAGACGACCAUUCCUGAAGAAGAUGUAAUAUAUCAUGUGAAAUAUGAGGAUUAUCCAGAGAAUGGAGUUGUAGAACUGAGUUCGAAUGAUGUACGGGCUCGUGCACGGACUAUUUUGAAAUGGCACCAGCUAGAAGUAGGACAGGUGGUGAUGGUCAACUAUAAUCCCGACGAACCAAAAGAGAGAGGUUUCUGGUAUGAUGCUGAGAUUCUGCAGAAAAGGGAAACAAAAAUGAUUAAGGAGAUAAAUGCGAAGAUACUACUUGGGGAUGCCGGUGAUUCUUUGAAUGACUGCACAAUUACGUUUGUGGAUGAAAUUUAUAAAAUCGAAGAACCAGGCAGUGCUUGUCCUGUUAGUGCCAGUCCAUUAAAACGACAAAAUGGACCUGUGUGUAAAGCUUGUAAGGACAACCCGAACAAAACCUGCAGGAUUUGUGCUUGCUAUAUCUGUGGGGGUAAACAAGAUCCAGAUAAACAGCUCAUGUGUGAUGAGUGUGAUAUGGCUUUCCACAUCUACUGCCUCAACCCUCCCCUUAGUAGUAUACCAGACGACGAGGACUGGUAUUGCCCUGAAUGUCGAAAUGAUGCAAGUGAGGUGGUUUUAGCAGGAGAGAAAUUAAAAGAAAGUAAGAAGAAACAAAAAAUGGCAUCUGCUAAUUCAUCCUCACGGAGAGACUGGGGCAAGGGUAUGGCAUGUGUUGGCCGCACAAAGGAAUGUACCAUUGUCCCCUCUAACCACUAUGGACCAAUUCCUGGGAUUCCGGUUGGCACCAUGUGGAAAUUCAGAGUACAGGUGAGCGAAUCUGGUGUUCACAGGCCCCACGUAGCAGGUAUACAUGGCAGAAGUAAUGAUGGUGCUUAUUCCUUGGUUCUGGCAGGAGGCUAUGAAGAUGAUAUAGAUCAUGGAAAUUCCUUCACAUAUACAGGGAGCGGAGGUCGUGAUCUCUCUGGAAACAAACGUACAGCAGAACAGUCUUGUGAUCAAAAACUCACCAACAUGAACAGAGCUCUGGCUCUGAACUGUAGUGCCCCCAUCAAUGACAAAAAUGGAGCUGAAGCUAAGGACUGGAGAGCUGGGAAGCCAGUCCGAGUGGUGAGGAAUGUGAAAGGAGGCAAACACAGCAAAUACGCUCCUGUAGAAGGGAACAGAUAUGAUGGGAUAUAUAAGGUUGUGAAAUACUGGCCCGAAACAGGGAAAUCUGGAUUUUUGGUGUGGCGUUACUUACUUAGGAGGGAUGAUGACGAACCUGCUCCUUGGACCAAAGAAGGAAAGGACAGGAUGAAAAAGCUUGGCCUAACAAUGCAGUAUCCUGAGGGGUAUUUAGAAGCUGUUGCAAACAAAGAUAAAGAAAAAGAAAAUAAUGGAGAUGAUGAGUUUGAUACCCCAGGGAAAGGAAAGAGGAAAAGGAAAUCAGCAGGUGGAGGGGAGGAAAAAGUUGUUAACUCUCCUACAGGGACUCCAAAGAAAACUAAAGUAGAGCCAUAUAAGCUGACAUCUCAGCAAAAAUCUCUUAUAAAAAGUGAUGAAGCCAAUGAAAAACUGUGGAAUGAAGUACUAGAUGCUCUCAAAGAUGGACCGAAAUUUCUAAAUAAAGUUGAAGAGGCUUUCUUGUGUAUUUGCUGUCAGGAGGUUGUGUUUCGGCCAGUCACAACUGUAUGCCAACAUAACGUGUGCAAGGAUUGUUUGGAUAGAUCCUUCAAAGCAGAUGUGUACAGUUGUCCAGCCUGCCGCUACGAUCUUGGCAAAAACUAUACCAUGCAAGUGAAUGAAACACUGCAGACCAUUCUAACUCAGCUCUUUCCUGGAUAUGGCAAUGGACGGUGAUU
This is a messenger RNA of Cygnus atratus (black swan), 5522 nucleotides long. It is a transcript of the gene UHRF1, whose product is annotated as ubiquitin like with PHD and ring finger domains 1. The record is from RefSeq and is a predicted model, not a curated record. Gene Ontology annotation, molecular function: ubiquitin protein ligase activity; protein binding. Bases 2917 to 5520 code for a protein of 867 amino acids. The transcript has 19 exons. Gene Ontology annotation, biological process: negative regulation of gene expression via chromosomal CpG island methylation. NCBI's taxonomy places the organism in Eukaryota, Metazoa, Chordata, Aves, Anseriformes, Anatidae.